UUCUAAAAAAACUUUUUGACAAACAAUAUAUUUGAAAAUGUCUAUAUUAUAAAAUAUCUACAUUUGUCGAAGAUUUAUAUCUAGUCAAAUGAAUCGCUUUGUAAAUACACCAAACAAAUCACCUAAUGUAACAGUAGAAAUGGAGGAGUAGGCUUCUCCACACUAUGUUUUAUGUUUUAUCAUGUGUUGUUGAUAAAAGUUUAGAAAUGAGAGGUAGAUGCAAUGAUAUUGAUUUAUAAAAUUGUGAUCCAAUAAAAGUGUGAGAUAUUUUGCUAUGUUUACUUCUAACGCUUAGACACGCUUAAAUGACGCCUAAACGUGCUAGACGCAAGGCAGAACCUUAACUUUCGCCUUACGUCUAGCAUUUUCUUGAACAUUAGGAAAUAGUAGUGAAAAGAGGACAAAAUGGAGCAACAAAAGAUGACCACAUUCUUGUCAAAAAAAGAUGACCACAUAGACUGGGCAUUAUCGGCCGCAUUUCAUCAGUUCGGUUAGGCAUAAAAAGGUAAAAAGAGAAAGUCGUUGAAUGAGAGACACAGGACGAGGAGGGAGGAUAGGGGUAGUUUGGGGAAGAGUGUGCUCAAAGUACUUUUGGCCAUUUUUACCAAUAAACAAGCAACAUUAGUUAGUUACUUCACAGCCUCAGGACAGCAGCACCAGGAAGCAAAGCAACAACAAUAGUAGGAAUAGGAAGGUAUUGAAUUGAAGGCUGGAAGUGGGUGGUGGACUGGUGAGGAGGAAGAACAAAGUUAGAUAUCAAGGAAGUGAGUGAGUGAAUGAAAAGGAAAAUGAUAGUGGCUGUUGGUGUCGUUGCUGUUGUUACAGUUGCCUGCCCCUGCAGCCUUACUCCUACUACUUCUCUUCCCCCUUUCUUCUUCUUCUUCUUCUUCUGCCUGUAAUUCAAUCUUUCCCCUUCUCCCUCUCCGUAUAUCUACAUUCUAAAUUUCUACACACUCCUCUCAAAUCCUAUAUUCUUAAUUUCCCUCAACUACCCCUAUCACUUUCUACACCUCUCUCUCUCCCUCCUCCCUUUUUCACAUUGCCUCUCUUUUUCCUCUUCCUAGAAAUUACCCACUUCCCAAAAUUUCCCCGUUCUUUAGCUGCUGCUCUUACUCUCUUCUUCCCCUACUUCUUGUUUUUCACAUUUUCGGUCUGAAUUCAGGACAAGGGUCUGGUGAUUAUUCACUAAAGUUGCAAACUUUAUGGUCUGGGUUCACUGCUACUUGAAUUUUCUGCCGCUCUAGCAUUUGGGAGUCUGUAAUGGACACUCCGCCGUCUCCUUCUCCUGUUUCUUCUCCCAGCGGUGUAGGAGGGGAGGAUUGUUGUGUGAAAGUAGCAGUACACGUCAGACCGCUCAUCGCCGACGAGAAAGCUCAAGGAUGUAAAGAUUGCGUCACUGUCGUCCCUGGGAAACCUCAGGUUCAAAUAGGCACACAUUCGUUUACAUUUGAUCAUGUCUAUGGGAGCAUGGGUUCACCUUCGACGGCCAUGUUCGAGGAAUGUGUUGCUCCAUUGGUUGAUGGCUUGUUCCAGGGUUACAAUGCUACAGUCCUUGCCUAUGGUCAGACGGGAUCCGGAAAGACAUAUACAAUGGGUACAGGAUUCAAAGAUGGUUACCAAGCUGGAAUAAUUCCUCAAGUGAUGAGUGUUCUGUUUGGAAAAAUCGAGACUUUGAAGCAUCAAACCGAAUUCCAGCUCCAUGUUUCCUUCAUCGAGAUUCUGAAAGAAGAAGUGAGAGACUUGCUGGAUCCCUCGUGUCUGCACAAAGCAGAAUCUCCCAAUGGACACUCGGGAAAAGCAAACUUGCCAGGAAAGCCACCAAUACAAAUUCGAGAAUCUUCAAACGGGGUGAUAACGCUAGCAGGAUCCACGGAAGUCACUGUUGGCAGUUUCAAGGAAAUGGCCGCUUACCUUGAGCAAGGAUCAUUGAGCAGGGCAACUGGGAGUACAAAUAUGAACAACCAAUCAAGCCGUUCCCAUGCAAUUUUCACCAUCACAGUAGAGCAAAUGCGGAAAACCAACCCACUCUUUGCUGGAGAUGGGAGUCCUAACGACGGGAUGAACGAUGAGUAUCUUUGUGCUAAGUUGCAUUUGGUAGAUCUAGCAGGAUCCGAGAGGGCUAAAAGGACUGGUUCAGAUGGCUUGCGUUUCAAGGAAGGCAUUCACAUCAACAAGGGGCUUUUGGCACUUGGCAACGUGAUAAGCGCACUUGGGGAUGAGAAAAAGCGAAAAGAAGGUCUUCAUGUUCCUUAUCGGGACAGUAAAUUGACUCGGCUUUUGCAGGACUCACUUGGCGGCAACAGCAGAACUUGCAUGAUAGCUUGCAUUAGCCCUGCUGAUAUAAAUGCGGAGGAAACCCUGAACACUCUAAAGUAUGCAAAUCGUGCUCGGAAUAUUCAAAACAAGCCUAUUGUCAAUAGAGAUCCUAUGUCAAGUGAGAUGCUCAAAAUGCGGCAACAGCUGGAGUAUCUUCAGGCAGAACUUUGCGCCCGUGGAGGAUUUUCAUCCGAUGAAGUUCAGGUUCUCAAGGAAAGAAUUGCAUGGCUUGAAGCUACGAAUGAAGACCUUUGUAGAGAGCUUCAUGUAUAUCGCAGCAGGUGUGCUGCUGUAGAUCCCCGUGAAAUAGAUGCUCAAGACACUAUUAUAUGUUCUGUGAAAGGUGAGGGACUCAAAAGGAGCUUAUGCAGUCUAGAAGCAUCAGACUAUCAAAUGGUUGAAACAGUACAGAGCGAUGCUAGGGAAAUUGAUGAAGAAGUAGCUAAAGAAUGGGAGCACACGCUUCUCCAAAGCACAAUGGACAAGGAGCUGCAUGAGUUGAACCGGCGCUUGGAAGAGAAAGAGUCGGAGAUGAAACUUGUUGGAGGUUUCGACACUGCAGCACUCAAGCAACACUUUGGCAAGAAAAUCAUGGAAAUGGAGGAUGAGAAAAGAGUUGUGCAGCAAGAACGAGACCGUUUGCUUGCUGAAAUUGAAAAUCUCUCAGCUGGUUCAGAUGGGCACGCGCAGAAAUUGCAAGAUGCUCACUCCCAGAAACUGAAGACAUUAGAGACACAGAUUCUGGAUCUGAAGAAAAAACAGGAGAGCCAGGUCCAGCUUUUGAAGCAGAAGCAAAAAAGUGAUGAAGCGGCAAAGAAAUUGCAAGAAGAGAUACAAUCUAUAAAGGCCCAGAAGGUUCAAUUGCAACACAGAAUGAAGCAAGAGGCUGAACAAUUUCGACAAUGGAAAGCAUCUAGGGAAAAGGAGUUGCUUCAGCUACGCAAAGAGGGGAGAAGAAAUGAAUAUGAAAGGCAUAAGCUACAAGCCAUAAACCAGCGCCAGAAAAUGGUUCUGCAAAGGAAAACAGAGGAAGCUGCUGUUGCUACCAAGAGGUUAAAGGAAUUGCUUGAAGGCCGAAAGUCUUCUCCACGUGACAAUGGUCUUUCCAAUGGACAUGUAACCAAUGGACAGAGUAAUGAAAAAUCUCUACAUAGAUGGCUUGAUCAUGAGCUAGAAGUCAUGGUGAAUGUUCAUGAAGUUCGUUUCGAGUAUGAGAAGCAAAGCCAAGUGCGAGCAGCAUUAGGCGAAGAGCUGGCUGUGUUGAGACAGGUGGAUGAGCUAGCUUCAAAAGGAAUAACCCCUCCAAAGGGAAAGAACGGAUUUGCUAGGGCUACAUCCAUGUCACCAAACGCCAGAAUGUCCAGAAUAGCCUCACUCGAGAGCAUGUUGAGCAUAUCAUCUAACUCUCUCGUGGCUAUGGCUUCACAACUUUCAGAAGCAGAAGAGCGUGAGCGCAGCUUGACCUCCCGUGGGCGUUGGAACCAAUUGCGCUCCAUGGGAGAGGCAAAGAGCUUACUUCAGCACAUGUUCCACUCUCUGGGGGAUGCUAGGUGCCAAAUGUGGGAGAAGGAUAUGGAGAUCAAGGAAAUUAAGGAACAAUUCAAAGAACUUGUGAACCUAUUACGACAAAGCGAAACUCGAAGAAAGGAAAUUGAGAAGGAGUUAAGGUUGAGAGAGGAAUCUGUUGCUAUUGCUUUGGCUACAGCAGCUUCGGCUGGCCAUGAACAAGGGACCCCACCCAAUUCACUAAAACACGAUGCUGAUGAAAUGAUGAGCAGUCCCUUGUCUCCAGUAUCUGUGCCAGCACAGAAGCAGCUAAAAUAUACACCAGGAAUAGUGAACGGCCCAGUCCGAGAAUCAGUAGCGUUUAUAGAUCAGUCGAGAAAAAUGGUACCACUUGGCCAAGCAUCAGUGAGAAAACUAGCAGUUGCAGGUCAAGGUGGGAAGCUAUGGAGAUGGAAGAGAAGCCAUCACCGGUGGCUCUUGCAAUUCAAGUGGAAAUGGCAGAAGCCAUGGCGGCUAUCUGAGACAAUCAGGCUCAGUGACGGGACGAUUACAAGGACAAAGCAUCGUGUACAGUACCGAACACGCGUGUCAUGAGCUGUGAGCAACUCGGGUUACUCUCAGCAUAAUCUCUCCAUCUUAGAGCUAUAAGUAUGGUUGUGAUCCACUUCUAUAGGAGGUAAUCUUUUCUUCAAAAUGCCUCUCCAUUCCAUUUCCACACUUCUCUCGUUCAAAAUGUUGACUCAAUGUUCUGACAUACGACAGAGGGAGCGAGCUAUGCUUGUUGCUGAGAAGGACGGGUUGAUUUUGAAAGGAAGCUAGGGUUUUCCUUUGCUGGUUGGAUACUUGUAAUGCUGCUGGGGAGCAUCUUUGUAAAGCAGUGGUUUGUUGAUGCUGCCCCAUGGUCAUAUCUAAUGAAGAUCCGAGGAAAACGCUGUUCCACUGGCGAAUGUUCUGCCAAAUAGACCUAGUACUCAGUUCAAUAACCCAACACUUCCUGAAGGGAAACAAUCUCAUCAGGAUGUCUGCACAAAAAAUGUAGGAGGAAGAAGAAGAUCUCUGCUUUAGUUUGUUUUUGGUCCUAUUACUAGGUGAAGUGUUCUUUUUUCUUUUUGUAUCUCUACCUAAUUUGUCCAUUAUUUUAGUGUGUAAAGCACUGAAGUUGAUAAGCGAAGAUUGGAAUAGGGGAUUCUUUGGAUGAACAGGGAUUUGUAUUAGGAGUGUGUAUAUGUAAGAAGACAACAAUAUAUGCCAUCAUCUUAUGUAUAAAAGGGAAAUUAACUUAAGCAUGUAUUACCUUGUAACCUACUUUGUUUGAGGUUCGUUUAUGAUUUAGAAAUGUAACAAUUAAUCCUUGUGCCACAUCAUUUUGACAAUUAAGUCUCUGUACACCAAGUCCCCUCUGAGUUGACACCUACUUCUAACCAAGGAUUGAAAUACCAUCACUAGUAAGAUAUUUUAUACUAAAUCUAUGAUUCAACUGUUUCAUAUCACUAAAUAUCGCUUACCAAUUUAGCAUUCAAUAUAAGAUUUAUCAAUCCUUGCUUCUAACGGGAUCGGAUGGCUCUAGUUAGGACACCCAGUUCCAGUGCAAGGAAAUGUUCACUGCAAAUUGUAAUUUACUGGGACUUGGUUAAAAUGACAUUGUAAUGUUACUAACAUUGCAAUUUAACCCUUGCACAAAACUUGGAUCCACUGCUUCUACUUGUUCUGCAUCAUUAUAUGGAAUGUAGUAGCACACCAAUUACAACCAAACUUUUAUGUGAAUACACGCCAUGACCCAUA
Linum trigynum is the source of this 5604-nucleotide messenger RNA. NCBI's taxonomy places the organism in Eukaryota, Viridiplantae, Streptophyta, Magnoliopsida, Malpighiales, Linaceae. The record is from the annotation of a GenBank genome assembly.